Rhincodon typus (whale shark) is the source of this 816-nucleotide messenger RNA. RefSeq lists its product as uncharacterized. The record is from RefSeq and is a predicted model, not a curated record. NCBI's taxonomy places the organism in Eukaryota, Metazoa, Chordata, Chondrichthyes, Orectolobiformes, Rhincodontidae. The coding region runs from base 1 to 816 and encodes 271 amino acids. The transcript has a single exon.
AUGUCCAGCCCCAAGCGGGAGACCAGAGGAUCAGUUCCACACACAAACUCGCUGAGCAAGUUUGAGGUCAGGAAACUCUUAGAGAAAUACAAGAGCGAGCGAGACGAAGCGUCCAGGAGGGGGGAGAUCAGCCGAGACAAACUGCGAGCGAUCGAGGCGGCGGCCAGGGCACAAAUCCAGGAGCUGAGGGAGAAGGUCAACGCCUUAAACUCGGAGAACAAGAGCCUGAACAGAAAAAUCAGAAAGCUCCAGCCCGAGCUGCGGAUAGAGGCGAACCCCAGACUCAGAAACAAACUGACCAGGGAGGUGGUGAAAGAACUGAAGGAAAGGGCGGAACGAUGUCAAAAUCUCCUACAAGAAAAUGCUAGGUUAGAUCAACAGAUAGACCAACUGGCGGCGGACUUAGCUCAGGCGGAACAUGUUCGGAAGCUUUUAGAAGAUCGCCUGCAAGUAGCUCAGAGUCAGGUAAAGAGUCUGACCAAUGAACAUGACCGAGUGUUAAAACUAUGGGAAGAAGCCAAGACUGAGAGGGAGCGAACCCUGCGGAUUAACCGCCUAUUCAGAGAAUCCCUGUGCAAUAAGCAGAAGUCUCAGCAGACACUGGACAAGUGCAUUCAGACCAUCGCUUCCAUUCCCAUUUACAGGAGGUUUCAGAAGAGAAACCCCGAGUCCAUGGUGAAGCAGCAGGCCCUGCACCUGCAGACCGUGAAAAUGAAGCAAAAGUUUAUGGAGCAGCUGUCGGUGAUUCCGAAAGAAAGCCGGGACAACACGUCUGCAAAAUCAUCAACAAGCAUCUGCCGAAUGUCCUCAGACUGA